AAAAUGUCUGCCUCAGUGUAAGGGAUUCUUCUCCCAUAUGUUGUUCUGGAUGGGGCCAGAGCGGUGAUGAAUGCACUGUCCCCCUCUGUGAGGGAGAAAGGGCUUGUCUGCAGGAUGAAGUGUGUGUUUACCCUGGACUUUGUCGAUGUAAACCAGGAUUUUACGGGUAUCAGUGCAAAACCCCUUGUCCUCCUGAAUUUUGGGGUCCGGAUUGUCGAGAGCUCUGUCCCUGUCACCCUCAUGGGCUCUGUGACCCAGUCACUGGUGAGUGCUCGUGCCUGCCUAACCACUGGGGCAACAUGUGCCGAAACAGCUGUAAAUGUGGACGUCAUGGGAAAUGUGACCCUGUCUAUGGCAACUGCACAUGUGAGGAGGGCUGGUGGACAUCCACUUGCUCCAAAGCCUGUCAGUGCCACCUUGGCAAAUCCACUUGUGACCAAGCCACAGGACGCUGCCUGUGUAACGAAGGCAACUGGGGCCAAAAAUGCAGCCUGCGAUGCAACUGCUUUAUGUCCCCUUGCCAGCAGCACACAGGGGCCUGUCAGUGCGUGCAUGGCAGGUGGGGUCCGUCCUGUGACCGCCGUUGUAUUUGUAAUCUCAGCCACGCUGACUGUGACCUGCAAACUGGCAACUGUCUCUGCUACCCGGGUUACAAAGAGCCUUUCUGCAAUGAGCCUUGUGACAGCGGAAAGUAUGGCAGAGGCUGUAAGAAGAGCUGUGGACUCUGUGAAGGAGGCAGGUCUUGCUCUAAACAGGACGGCCUGUGUGAUGCCUGUGCACCAGGUUGGAAUGGCACUCGCUGCGAUCAGCCUUGUCCUGCAGGUUAUUAUGGCCAUCGCUGCAGAGAGGUUUGUCCGCAUUGCAGAAACAUGGACCCAUGUGACCCAGAAACUGGAGCGUGCUUGCACUGUGAUCCUGGUUGGACUGGACCGAGAUGUGACAAACCCUGCACAGAUGGUACAUACGGAGAUGACUGUCACUUCCUGUGUAAAACCUGCCAUCAUGGCCACUGUGACCAUGUGACAGGAAGUUGCAUUUGUCUUCCUGGCUUCCAGGGUGAGAGCUGUAACAGCACAUGUCCCCCUAACCUGUAUGGCAUCAACUGCUCCUCCACAUGUGACUGUGGGAAUCAUGCCUGCCAUCCAGCCACAGGGGCUUGUCCAAACAGUAGCAGGGCAGGUCUCUUAGCAGGGCUUUUGAUUCCCUUGUACUACCGUUGA
Sinocyclocheilus anshuiensis is the source of this 1220-nucleotide messenger RNA. RefSeq names its product scavenger receptor class F member 1-like. The transcript has 9 exons. Gene Ontology annotation, molecular function: low-density lipoprotein particle binding; scavenger receptor activity. The record is from RefSeq and is a predicted model, not a curated record. Lineage: Eukaryota; Metazoa; Chordata; Actinopteri; Cypriniformes; Cyprinidae. Bases 300 to 1220 code for a protein of 306 amino acids. Gene Ontology annotation, biological process: heterophilic cell-cell adhesion; dendrite development; neuron remodeling. Gene Ontology annotation, cellular component: membrane.